AUGAGAACCAAGGCAGCCCACGACAAACUGAUUCGCCUUAAGGACUUCAAGGUUGGGGACAGUGUGCUCUUGUAUAACUCCAAGCUAAGGUUGUUUCCCGGGAAGCUAAGGUCAAAGUGGGCGGGACCAUUCAAGAUCACGAAGUUUACCCUAUGGAUCCCUCACUCUACUCAAUCAAGAGGGGAAGGAAUUCACAGACAGGUUUUAGGAAGAAGGAACCAACUCGAGGCACAACUCGAUCGAGCCAAGAGCAAGCUCGAUCGAGUGAGGAACCCGUCGAGUGGAGUGCUCCUGAUGGCCGUCUCCCAUCUCCAGACCACGACCUUGCCUCCCAGUUCUUUGGGGGGCACUGAGGCUAAGUUUGGGGGUGCCAACUCGAGCUCGAUCGAGUUGGGUGUAAAAACCAGAAAAGUGGUCUUUUGGAGCAUUCUGGAGCAUAUGGGACGUGAGGAGCAUGGAGGGACUUGGCACAUGGACGCAGCUCAACUGGAUACGCAAAGGAAGAAGGGAGAAGCCAUCUUGAAGACCAGCUCGACCAUCUACUCGACCAACCGGUCGAGUUCCUCAACUCGACCGGCCAAGCUUCAACUCGAUCGAGCUGAGAAGUCAAAGUCAAACCCGAAAAAUGUUGCUUCCCCCUUGACUUUCCUUUGA
Molecule: messenger RNA, 654 nt
Organism: Microthlaspi erraticum
Lineage: Eukaryota; Viridiplantae; Streptophyta; Magnoliopsida; Brassicales; Brassicaceae
Source: the annotation of a GenBank genome assembly